Messenger RNA from Wasmannia auropunctata (little fire ant), 1629 nucleotides. Its product is annotated as nuclear speckle splicing regulatory protein 1. Lineage: Eukaryota; Metazoa; Arthropoda; Insecta; Hymenoptera; Formicidae. The transcript has 2 exons. The record is from RefSeq and is a predicted model, not a curated record. Gene Ontology annotation, biological process: regulation of alternative mRNA splicing, via spliceosome. Bases 331 to 1476 code for a protein of 381 amino acids.
CGUCCUCCUGCUUCGCCUUGAGGCUUCCCUCCCGUUGGUUCAUGCGCGAUAAAUGGCGAUUAGACGGACGGCGAUAUCGCGCGGUGUGCGGAUGUUAUCGCGGGUUUGCAACGUUAUCGUCUCUUGGCUAAUUGUAAAGUCGUAAGUGUACGCACAUUCGUCGACAGUUCGUUAUCGAAUUCGCGGUGCUCGACGAAACCGCUCGACAAACGCGUGUGACGUGACUCAUAACUAACUGCACGGCCGAUUAGGAGGGAUUAGGUUAGGACCGUUAGGAGAUUAGGUUAGAAUCUCGCCGUGACCGAAGUGUGAGGAGCGAUAAAAUUGGCAAUGGCUAAUAAACAGUACGGCCUGAUCCUGCCGAAGAAGCAGCCGCAGGGCGCGGCACCGAAGCUCGUCAACGUCUUCGGGGACGACAAUGCCUCCGACGAGGACGACGGCACCGACUGGGUCAGGAAGGCCCUCAAGGCGGAGGGCGAGAAGAACAGGCUGAAGAAGCAGACGAGGCUGGACAUGCAGAAGGCACUGAACGAGGACCCGACGAUCUAUCAGUACGACGAGGUGUACGACGACCUGGAGCGCGGUAAGGGGGGCCAGUCGGACGGCGCGAGCAGGGCGCGGAAGGAGAAGAAGUCCAAGUACAUACAGAAGCUCCUGAACACGGCUGACCGUAGGAAAAAGGAGCAGGAGCACAGGAUAGAGAGGAUGGUGCAGAAGGAGCGCGAGGCCGAGGGAGAGAUGUACGCGGACAAGGAGAGCUUCGUCACGUCGGCGUACCGAGCGAAGCUCGAGGAGUUCAAGAAGAUGGAGGAGGAGGAGGCAAAAAUGAAUAGAUUGGAGGCUAUCGGCGACGUGACCAAGCAGCAGGACAUGUCGGGAUUUUACCGUCAUCUGUACGAGCAGACCGUUGACUACAAGGGGGAGACCAACGAGAAUGAAGGCAGCAAGGCCGAAGAGAGGAGUACGGAGCAGAGGGAGAGGAAAACUUCGACAAGCAGCACAAACGGAGAGAGCGAAACAGCGAACAAGAGGGCGAACGAAACGGAGGAAGGACAGAGAGCGAUUGCAAGGUCAAAAAAGUCGAGGCAAUACAGGCAGAGAGUCAUAGAGACGUACGAAUCUGAUUCUGAAACAGAGAGUAAAGAGGAGCUGAAGAAAGACCGGACCGUCGCUUCGCCAGUGGACAAGGGGGCCGAUACGGCAGAGGUGCAGGAACCGGAGGAGAAGAAACAAAGAUUGGACAAGAGCCACGUGAACCCGGUCGAAAAUAUCGUGGAUACCGAGGAUAGAGAUACAGAUAUACCUCAAAAUAACGACGUCACUCCAGAAAGUGAGAAAGUUGAGAGUAAGGAAAAACCCGUUGAAAAGAAAGACAGAUCUUCCAUUUGGGAAAAGAGAACAGUAGGUCCGGUGUUCGAAGCGGCGUUACAAAGGUAUUACGCGAGGAAGGCGGCAAGGCUGACUGCAGCAAAUUAGAUGUAAUUAAUUUUUUAUAUAACAAUACCCGUUUCACUUUUGCAUCGAUCAAUAAAUGAAUAACUGACCUUACCUCCAAUGGUAAAAAUUGUACAAAAAAAUGUGAUCUCCGAUUGUAAAAAUGUGUAUAAUAAAAAUUAAGGAUAAAACUUA